Helicoverpa zea (corn earworm) is the source of this 2244-nucleotide messenger RNA. RefSeq names its product serine-arginine protein 55-like (gene B52). Bases 178 to 1383 code for a protein of 401 amino acids. Gene Ontology annotation, biological process: mRNA splice site recognition; alternative mRNA splicing, via spliceosome. The transcript is spliced from 10 exons. Gene Ontology annotation, cellular component: nucleus; cytoplasm; ribonucleoprotein complex. The record is from RefSeq and is a predicted model, not a curated record. NCBI's taxonomy places the organism in Eukaryota, Metazoa, Arthropoda, Insecta, Lepidoptera, Noctuidae. Gene Ontology annotation, molecular function: mRNA binding.
CAUCUCUAGAGUUUAGUUUCACUUCCGGCCUCUGCGAAACUGGUGCACGUGUCUGGAGUGUAGCUGUAUUGAAAUUUAAACUAAAUAAUACACUAAUGAACGCUAAAUAUUGUUAAAAAAGCAGCAAGAAACUAAAUUCUAGAAGUUGAUGUAUUUUAUGUCCUGUUAAAUAAGAACAUGGUGGGCUCACGUGUUUACGUCGGCGGUCUGCCUUUCGGCGUCCGAGACAGAGAUUUGGAGAAAUUCUUCAAAGGCUUCGGCAGAAUAAGGGACAUACUCAUCAAGAAUGGCUAUGGAUUUGUGGAAUUUGAAGAUUAUAGAGAUGCAGAUGAUGCAGUUUAUGAGUUAAAUGGGAAAGAGCUACUUGGGGAGAGGGUGGUGGUGGAGCCGGCCAGGGGCAUCGACCGCAGCGCCGACCGUUACCGCCGCGACCGCUACUACGAGCGCGACCGCGGCCGGUCGCGAUACGAUGACUACAGUUAUAGAUACGGACCGCCGACGCGCACCGAGUAUCGACUAGUCGUCGAAAAUCUGUCUAGCCGCAUUAGCUGGCAGGACUUGAAGGAUUACAUGCGUCAAGCUGGUGAAGUUACCUACGCUGACGCUCACAAGCAACAUAGAAAUGAAGGUGUGGUGGAAUUUGCUACACACUCGGACAUGCGCGCUGCUAUUGAAAAACUUGAUGGUACUGAGCUAAACGGCCGCCGCAUCCGUCUGAUUGAGGCCAGGCGCGGAUCCCGUCGCCGCUCGCGCUCGUCCUCAAGCCGCAGCCGGUCGCGAUCCAGGGACCGCAGGCGCAGCCGCUCCAGGUCUCGCUCCCGUCGCUCGUCGCGCAGUCGCUCUCGCUCCAAGUCCAGACCGAAGAGCAAGAGCCCCGUCGCCAAGUCUCGCUCCAGAUCGCGCUCCAAGCGUUCGAUGUCGGCGUCGAUUAGGGAUCGCAGUCGUUCGAAGUCGCGGUCUCCAUCGGCGUCCCGGGCAUCCGACCGUCGCUCGGCGUCCCGUAGAUCUGACCGUCGCUCGGCGUCCCGUAGAUCCGACCGUCGCUCGGCGUCCCGUAGAUCCGACCGUCGCUCAGCCUCGCCGCGCAAGUCCGCCGAAAGGAACGGCGACAAGUCUGCCUCGAGGUCUAAGUCCCGAUCGCCGAAAGCCGCCUCCAAGGAAAGAUCUCGCUCACGCAGCAAGGAAGCGUCUCCGAAGCGUGAGGAAGAACGUCGUCCGACUAAGUCUCGUUCCCGUUCUCGCUCUCGGUCCCGGUCGGGGUCCCGCGACCGGUCGGCGUCUCGCGACCGCUCCGCGUCCCGGUCCCGCUCCGGCUCGCCGCGACAGAACGGCGACGCGCAAGACCGUGCUAGUACAGAUCGCUCGCCCCGCAGUGGCGAUUAGUCUUACACUAGUUUUAAGCUACAUAGGUUUAUUUGUCUACAAUUUUUACGAGCUCGUGACCUCAAUGAUAGUGAACAUAAUGUUUCUUUUGACUAUUACCAGUAUGCAAAGCACUGCACUGUUAGUUUUGUUACCUACCUACUGUUAUUUUACCUGUUAUUUUUCCAAACGCUUUUCCGUAGAUUCUGACAUACAUCAGUUAUUUUGGCUAUCUAAGAUACCAAUUAAUUGUAUACGAAUUUAAUUGACAUCAACAACAUGUCGCCAGCAAAAUAAAAGUACAAUGUAUAACUUUUUUGGAAAACGCUGCUUACGCUUUGUUGAAGUCACGAUAAUGUAAUAUAAGAUUUUAUUAUGCACCGUGUUGAUAUUUUUGUUUCACACGAGUGAAUAGAUAUCUUUGUUUUUAGGGUUAUUUAGGAUAGCUUUGGGCUUCCUGUACAUGGGAUUCGCGAUGUUACAGCAUAUAUACAGGAAGCCGGGCUUGUGGGCAAAUAGAUACUUAUUAUGUAUAAGUAGGAAGUUUUACCGAAAACGUGACUGCUGUUUGAUUUUAAUUUAUUGUGAUUGAAUUUUGAACGAUGUAUUAUUUUUAUUUCUAUUAAAAUUAAUUAGUAAAAUUCAGUCACUUGCAUUUUAUAUGAAAAGUUAUUGUUCUCAAUAUUUGCCCAUACUUUGAGUGAAAAGUAACUUCAAUUGACGAUAAUAGAUUGUAAUUUACCAAUUUUUAGGUAAAAGAUGUAACAAAUAAGAUUUAAUUCAUACAUCUUUAAGACAAUUCUACUUGGUAGGCUAAUUAUGUAUUUUGUAAAUAGUAUAUUUGUUACUAAUAACCAAAUAAUAAAUAAGGCUGUAACGUAA